Mizuhopecten yessoensis (Yesso scallop) is the source of this 2989-nucleotide messenger RNA. Its product is annotated as shell matrix protein-like. Bases 92 to 1276 code for a protein of 394 amino acids. NCBI's taxonomy places the organism in Eukaryota, Metazoa, Mollusca, Bivalvia, Pectinida, Pectinidae. The record is from RefSeq and is a predicted model, not a curated record. The transcript is spliced from 9 exons.
CACUUCGACAGAAAACAUUUGUGUAAAACGUCUUUUGGAAUAAUAUCUGCAUUUAUUCAAGAAAGUCAAUAGAAGCUGCAUUUGUUACAGUAUGGCUAUGCUACCAACUUUGAUGCUGGUUGUUGUCUUUGGGGUAUGCUUCAAAUUGGUGUCUUCGCAACUUUUGACGUCUGUUCCAAGGAACGUGAUAACAGCUACAAACACCAGGAACACACAAAACAUUCAGAGUACAGACAGGAAGAGACUUGGUUGCGUGUUGCAGCCAGUUCCAAACUCUAUAAAUAAGUACCGAGUUCACCUGUUCUCCCUCGGAACGUCACUUGACUUCUACUGUGCUCAAGGAACUAUAUUUUACCCGGAAAAAUGUGCCUGCGAUUGGCCCAAAGACAGGAACAUGGUGCUACCUAAGGUUCCUACCACUAGUCGACCCCAAACGAGGCCUUUCCCGGACCGGACCAUGAGACCAGGACGAAGACCGGUCAUUGACAACGUUCGACCUCUCAUGACAACCACACCAGAACCAUGCAGAUUUCGUCCAGACCCAGACAGGAACUUUUACCAGGAGUUUGUGAUUGGAUUCAAUUGGAGUAAGCGCCCCUGUCCUAUUGGCACUCUAUUCAGAGAGGAGACGUGUAAAUGUGAUGAUAUCGCCCCAGUCUCAAGCCUACGAUGCCGAGCAGAACUCUACGUUCCAUUUGACGUGAUGCCUAUUGCUGAUGGUGCCGGGACCAGUAUUCCCAUCGGUAACAACGGUAACGUGGACUCUGUAGCGAACGCUGGCCGGUUUGACGGUAGUGGCCGCCUUACCAUCUGGAUGUAUUCAAAUAUGGACUUUGGCGAACUUUUGACAAUUAACCUGAGGUUCUACGAUUUCCCAGGAGGACCUGAGGAACAGGUGUUAGUGUCGAAUUGUUUCGACAAGGAGCUGGGGUCCAUUGAAAUUGCCACGCGUCCUCGAAAAAAGGAAGUUGUGUUCCGGGGCAACACAGCGCUGUCUGGUCCGGUAGAGAUAACACUGCCUUAUCAGGAAAAGAUGUGGAAGAAUGUGACGUAUGCUUAUGACGGGUCCACUUUGACUGGAAAGGUCAAUGAGGAGGAGAAAUCUAUCCCUCUUAGAGGAAAUCUUGAUAUCAGAUUUAGUGGAUUCGAAAUAGGAAUGUGUAACGGGCGCGGAUACGUGGGCUAUGUGGAUGAGUUGAGAGUGUAUAGAUGCGUGAACCAUUUUGGACUGACACGACCGAAUAGCAAUUUUGGAUUUACGAGACGAGUCAAAUAGCGGUUACGAAAAAUGAAUAGCAGCACUGUUUAAAUGUUUUGUCAUUUUAUUAGUCUAUUAGGUAUAUUUACUGCAGCAUGUUGAUGAGGAACAAAGACAUUUAACUUGGGUGAUUUCAUAUUAAAAAAACCCGAGAGUAAGUGUUUUUUUGUCCUACAUGAUGCCAUGUUUGUCGUAUUCAACAAUAAAAAUUGUGUAUGUAAAUCAGGCGUCAGGUAAUCGUGUAAUCUGAAUGGAGAAAUGAAUUUCUUGAGAUGACAACGGAACAAUGUGUGCUCGUUUUCAUGUAUCUUUCGAUAAAAUACUGUCGAUAAAGAGUCGAAUUUCGUUAAUUCUGUCAACACUAAUGUUGUCACACUGUCAAACCAACGUUUUAGUGGGCAGAUUUGUCUUUUUUUACACGCAUUAGUCCCAGUCACACAGCUGUCUCACUGUCCAGCUACUGUUCAUAGGAAGAAACAUGAACGGUAUAUCGCGGACCAACUGUAUAUGUUUAAAAUGUCAUAGCCGUGUAAGAUAACAGAGUCUCCGUGAAUUGUCAGUAUUAGCAUAGCUUUAAUUGGGCCUGGAACAUUCUUAUAGCAAAUUAACUCAAACGUUAUAAAAUCUGUAACGUCACUUCAUAUCUACUGUACAGGUGCAUACAAAUAUAGAUAUCAUGUAUAUAACUGAUUCAUAUAUCACAUAUACAAAUCUCGGAUGUAGACCUCAUAAAAAGAGCACAUGUACAAAGACCCAACCUCAUUAAAAUCAAAUUGAAAAAGAUGUUUGAAAAGAAAACAGUGCGCCUUGCUGAAAGCAUGCUUAUUUGUGUAACCGAUCAAUCUGAUUCCAUCGUAGUCGAUGUUAACCAUACGUUACAUAACAAUGAUUUGUUUGGAGUAUUAAGUGGACAUUUUGAAUUAGAAAUUCCUAUUAGCCAGUAACUACCGUAAGCCGUUAGAUAUACAAACACAUCACCAAUGGGAAAUUGAAUAAUUGGAUUCUAUUGGAUAUAGUACAACAACAGCUAAUGAUAACCUCAACCUGAUGGAAUACCUAACGACUGUCACGUGUCUACUGAGACGUCAUGUGUCUACUGAUAUAAUGACUUGUCUAUCAAUCAGUAGUUUUUGUGUGUGUCUGUGUGUAAAUCAGUUAGCUGGUUUUUUACAAGCAAUCACUUGUACAUUUUAAGAUAAGAUAUAAACAUAAAGCUUGCUUUUUGUACGUAUAUGCAAAUGUAGAUUUCGUAAUAGUUCGUUGGCCUUUGUAAGUAUUAUAACUGGUGGCCAAAUAUACAAUUUAGAUUUGGUCCUCUCAACCGUCGAAAGUUGCAAAGUUAAUAUCUGUGUUUGAUUAAGAACCUCUGAUAAAAUAUCUUUAUAAUCGAACUCUUUAAUGUAUUGUGCUGCCUAAGCUUAGGCAAAUAUUUAUCAUCACGUGACAAUUUAUCAUUACGUGACAAUAAUUUUGAAUCUGACUAUAUUCACGGCUAUUUGUGUAUCAGAUGAAUGCAUUUUAAAUAUGGCUUACAUUUUGGCUAAGCCGAGUGUAUAGGUUCUUAAUUUUCACAUGUAUUUCCCUGUUGUAUUCACAUACUAACAACGGCUGUAUGAGGGAUAUACUUGAGAUAUAUAUAUUUGAAUAGCUAAAUGCUUGUGUACCACAGGGUGAAAACGUGUAUACAGAUAUAUUGUAAUAUUACGAAAUACUGAUUCAAUAAAAGUUCAU